AUGCUGAGAGGGAUUGUACCUAGGGGUGGUCCAAGGAACUCAGCAUCUAGACUUGGCUCCCAGCUGCCAAAAUCUUGCUAUGUUUCCUGCUUUUGCCUCUUGCUCUUCUUAAGCCAGGCUGCCUUUCUUCAGGGACAUCCACAGUGCCUGGAUUAUGGGCCUCCCUUCAAGCCCCCUGUGCACCUGGAGUUCUGCUCUGAUUAUGAAACUUUUGGCUGCUGUGAUCAGAGCAAGGAUCGCCGCAUUGCUGCUCGCUAUUGGGACAUCGUGGAGUAUUUAGAUCUGAAAGGCCAUGAGCUGUGUGGUGAUUAUAUCAAGGACAUCCUAUGCCAGGAGUGCUCACCCUAUGCAGCUCACCUCUAUGAUGCUGAAAACCCUCAGACACCCCUCCGGAAUCUCCCAGGCCUUUGCUCUGACUACUGCUCGGCAUUCCAUUCCAAUUGCCACUCUGCCGUCUCUCUGCUGACUAAUGACCACCGUCUCCGGGCAUCCCAGGAGAAGAAUGGAGCCCACUUUUGCCACCUCCUCAAUCUUCCAGACCAGGACUACUGUUUCCCCAAUGUGCUGAGGAAUGACAACCUCAAUCGCAAGCUUGGAGCUGUAGUAGAGGACCGGAAGGGCUGUUUGCAACUCUGUCUGACUGAGGUGGCCAAUGGGCUGAAGAACCCUGUCUCCAUGGUGCAUGCUGGGGAUGGAACUCAUCGCCUCUUUGUUGCUGAGCAGAUUGGAGUGGUGUGGGUCUAUUUGCCAGAUGGGAGUCGAUUAGAGGAGCCUUUCCUGGACCUUAAGAGCUUGGUGUUGACAACCCCAUGGAUAGGUGAUGAGAGAGGCUUCUUGGGCUUGGUUUUCCACCCCAGAUUCCGACGCAAUCUCAAGUUCUAUAUUUACUACUCAUGCCGGGGCAAAAAGAAAGCAGAGAAAAUUCGUAUCAGUGAGAUGAAGGUUUCUCAGGCUGAUGUCAAUAAGGCUGAUAUAAACUCAGAAAGGGUCAUCCUGGAGUUAGAAGAGCCAGCUUCCAAUCAUAAUGGGGGGCAACUCCUCUUUGGCCUUGAUGGCUAUCUGUAUAUAUUCACUGGGGAUGGUGGAGAAGCUGGAGACCCCUUUGGCAAGUUUGGAAAUGCUCAGAACAAGAGUUCACUGCUGGGAAAAGUGUUGAGGAUAGAUAUAAACCGGAGAGGCUCAGAUAACAAGCGUUACGGGAUCCCUCCAGAUAACCCCUUCGUCUCGGAGCCUGGGGCUCACCCCGCUAUCUACGCAUAUGGGGUCAGGAACAUGUGGCGCUGUGCAGUCGAUCGAGGCGACCCCACCACCCAGAAGGGCCGAGGCCGGAUAUUCUGUGGUGAUGUGGGUCAGAACAGGUUUGAAGAGGUGGACCUCAUUGUUAAAGGAGGGAAUUAUGGCUGGAGAGCUAAGGAAGGCUUUGAAUGUUAUGACAUUAAACUCUGUCAUAAUGCCUCUUUAGAUGACAUCCUGCCGAUCUAUGCUUAUGGCCAUUUGGUGGGAAAGUCAGUCACUGGAGGAUACGUGUACCGGGGGUGUGAAUCCCCAAAUCUAAAUGGCCUCUACAUCUUUGGGGACUUUAUGAGUGGUCGACUUAUGGCUUUGCAGGAAGAUGAGAAAACAAAUACAUGGAAAAAACAAGACAUCUGCAUUGGCAACACUAAGACCUGCGCCUUCCCAGGACUGAUCAGCACCUACAGCAAGUUCAUUAUUUCCUUUGCUGAGGAUGAAGCAGGAGAGCUGUAUUUUCUGGCCACCUCUUAUCCGAGUGCCUAUGCACCACAUGGAUCCAUCUACAAGUUUGUUGAUCCUUCUAGGCGAGCGCCCCCAGGCAAAUGCAAAUACAAACCAGCACCUGUCAAAGCCAAGAGCAAGCUGAUUCCCUUCCGGCCACUUGCCAAGACUGUCCUGGAGCUGCUAAAAGAACAGUCAGAGAAAGCUGCUAGAAAAUUGGCCAAAGCAGCAUUAGCUUCUGGUACUCGAAACAGGGGCUCUUCUCAGAAAGCGUCCUCUAAGAAGUCAGCUUCUCCUAAAGGUACCCAGAAAUUGCCUGCCAAGCCUAGACCCAGGCCCAGGAAGAAGACUCCUGGAACAUUUGGCAAGCGCCAGGCAAAAGCCAGAAGACUUUCCACUAGACCUCAGGAGAAGAGAACUAGGGCCUUAGGAACCAGCAGCACCACACCCAAUGGCAGCCAACAUGGAGGCAGGGUUGGUAGGAGUCUUCCUUCUGCCUUUUUUUCUCCUGAUAGUCAGCAGCUGAGAGUGGGGGAAGGGGAAGAGGGCCCAUCUCAGAGGCUCUGAUUCAGCCCCAGCCCCAGCCCCAGCUUAAUUGAAUAAUUAUUGGAGAGCUGAGACUGACAUUGAAACCAGUGUGGUUUUUCUUUUCAUGCAACUCUAUCCAUGAGUCCACUGGUGCUAAUUUUGCUACUAGCACACAAGGAUGGCAAUGCAUGGGUACUGCUUUUUUGGAACCCCUGAUUCUAUUUUACUGAUUCUAUCUCAAAUUCUCAUGACAACCUCAAACUAAUAUAAGCCCCUUCAGGGCACGGGCUAUUUCAUUUUUGUCUUUAUAUAUUUAGCACAUAAAGGGCAUGCAAUAAAUGCUUUUUGAAUUAAUUGAAUCAAAAUGUCCAGGCAAACAUCAAGGUAAUGUAAGUUCCUUAAGGAUAGGAUUUGUUUAAUUUUUGCCUCUGUAUCCCUAGUACCUAGCACAGUGCCUGGCACAUAACUAGGUGCUUAAUAAAUGCUUGAAUUGGUGAAUAAA
Messenger RNA from Vombatus ursinus (common wombat), 2764 nucleotides. Its product is annotated as HHIP-like protein 2. The coding region runs from base 1 to 2301 and encodes 766 amino acids. NCBI's taxonomy places the organism in Eukaryota, Metazoa, Chordata, Mammalia, Diprotodontia, Vombatidae. The transcript is spliced from 9 exons. The record is from RefSeq and is a predicted model, not a curated record.